Euleptes europaea (tarantolino) is the source of this 1809-nucleotide messenger RNA. RefSeq names its product zinc finger protein 883-like. The record is from RefSeq and is a predicted model, not a curated record. The transcript is spliced from 4 exons. Gene Ontology annotation, molecular function: DNA-binding transcription factor activity, RNA polymerase II-specific; RNA polymerase II cis-regulatory region sequence-specific DNA binding. Bases 1 to 1809 code for a protein of 602 amino acids. Lineage: Eukaryota; Metazoa; Chordata; Lepidosauria; Squamata; Sphaerodactylidae. Gene Ontology annotation, biological process: regulation of transcription by RNA polymerase II.
AUGGAUCCAGAAAGGACCAAUAUUUAUACCCCAGAACAGGUCCUGAUGGAGUAUGAGGGUUUGGUGACCUUUGAGGAUGUGUCUGUGGAUUUCUCAGAGGAGGAGUGGGCUCUGCUGGAUCCAGGCCAAAGGGCUCUGCAUAAGGAAGUCAUGGAGGAGAAUUAUGAGAAUCUGACCUCUCUGGGACAGAAAAGCAAGAGAGGAAAAGAAGAGCAGAGAACAGAAACUGAAGAAAAGCAGAAGUUUACGAAGGAAUCCACUGCUUCAGAGAGUACAAGCUGUCUGGACAUCACAAUGCAAGAAGAAAAUCACACACAACAGAAAAGGUUUCUCUGUGCAGACAUCUUAACUGAACCAUCAGACCCCAGCAUGGAGCAGAGAAUGCCAAAAGGGGAGAAACUGUUGAAAGUGCCAGAGUGUGAGAAUGUCAGUCUGAGCAAAACUCUUAUAUUACAGAAAAUAUUGCACAUAAAAGAGAAGGCCUCCAAAUUCUCAGAGUGUGGAAAGAGCUUCAACAAGAAUGAUCACCUCAUUGCCCAUCAAAGUGGACAGAUUGCCAAAAAAACAUAUGAAUGCUCCGAGUGUGGAAAGAACUUCAGUCACAGCUCAGCCCUUGCUUCCCAUCAAAGAAUCCAUACGGGGGAGAAACCAUAUAAAUGCUCAGAGUGUGGGAAGAGUUUUAGUCGGAACACAAGCCUUACUUACCACCAAAGAAUCCACACAGGGGAAAAACCAUACAAAUGCUCUGAAUGUGGAAAAAGAUUCACUUACAUCUCAGGACUUUCUUACCAUCAAAGAAUCCACACAGGAGAGAAACCAUACCAGUGCUCACAGUGUGGGAAAAGCUUCAGUCUCAAUUCCGGACUUGUUUCCCAUCAAAAACAUCAAAGAAUCCACACAGGGGAGAAACCAUAUAAAUGUACCGAGUGUGGAAAGGGUUUCAGUCACAGUUCAGGGCUUACUUCCCACCAAAGAAUCCACACAGGAAAGAAACCUUAUACGUGUUUUGAGUGUGGAAAGUGCUUUAGUCAGAGUACAAUGCUCAAUAUACAUCAACGAAUUCACACUGGAGAAAAACCUUAUACAUGCCCAGAGUGUGGAAAGAGAUUCAGCCAUAGCUCAGGCCUUGCUUACCAUCAAAGAAUCCACACAGGGGAGAAACUAUACAAAUGCUCUGAAUGCGGAAAGAGCUUCAGCUGCAGUUCAGGCCUUGCCUACCAUCAAAGAGUUCAUAAAGGGGAGAGACCAUAUAAAUGUUCUGAGUGUGGACAGAGCUUCAGAGAAAGUGGAAAACUUGCUUCCCAUCAAAGAACUCACACAGGAGAAAAACCGUAUAAAUGCUCUGAAUGUGGAAAGAGGUUCAGAGAAAGCGGAAAACUGGUUUCCCAUCAAAGAGUCCACACAGGAGAGAAGCCAUAUCAGUGUUCAGAGUGUGGAAAGAGUUUUUCUCAGAGUGGAAAUCUUACUUCCCAUCAAAAAAUCCACACAAAGGAGAAACCGUAUAAAUGCCCCGAGUGUGGUAAGAGCUUCAGUUACAGCUCCAGCCUUGCUUACCAUCAAAGAAUCCACACAGGGGAGAAGCCAUACAAAUGCUCAGAGUGUGGAAAGAGUUUCAGCCACAGCAGAUACCUUACUUACCAUCAAGUAACCCACACUGAGGAGAAACCAUAUAAAUGUUCCGUGUGUGGAAAGAGCUUCAGACGGAGUGCCUACCGGAAUGCACAUCAAAAAACCCACAUGGGGACAAUUAUCCAAGAUAACCAUACACAGGGGAUCUGUGAUGCCAGCCUAGCUUUCUGCCCACUCUGA